This is a messenger RNA of Leptosia nina, 369 nucleotides long. The record is from the annotation of a GenBank genome assembly. Lineage: Eukaryota; Metazoa; Arthropoda; Insecta; Lepidoptera; Pieridae.
AUGGGUCUUGGUAAUCUGUGCUUCAUUCUGCUCUCCGCUAUGUUAAUAGCGAACGUCAUACUUGCUGACGAGCUGGACGAGACCAAUAAGCGUUGGUGGGGCGAGAUCUCGUUCAACCGCUUGUCCAACAUCACCAGGUCACGUCGGGCUCCGAAAUUGGGAUUCAUGCCAUCUGUCAGCGGCUGUGAUGUCACCAAGGAGCCCGGUUGGACCUGCGCUAAUUGCUCAACUUUGAAACUUUGCAAUACAAACAACGUCAGCGUUACUUUUAACUGUGGUAUUUUUAUGCCGUACUGCGUCAAUGGCGAAUGCAGCAUGUAUCCCAGUGAGGCUUGCAACUCUUCUGAGGAUAAUGAAUCAUCAAACUAG